GUAGCCUCCAGGAACAAUCGGGUCUUUUGAAUCCCAACUAUUCAAAGAGAACCAUGAAUUAUUCAACCAUGGCGACCGCUCCUUGCCAUUGUAUUCGAUGAAUUAACGUAAAGUCUUCCUCUAUGAACCAUCAAUGAUUGUGUUAGCAUUACAAAAGAAUUUGCUUGUCUAACCCCAAAGUGUCAAACCACAAACGUGUAGGCCUAUGUGUAACUGCGAUCAACCCGGCAUGGCGUUCAUGUUGAAGUAUGCCUAAAAAUAAGACCAUUUACGAUCUGCCUUCAUUUUUUAUAGUAACUCGUUUUAGUAGACUUCCGUGACAAGUUUAUGGCAUUUUUUCUUCAAUUAUUCACCUUCUGUUUCACGAUUGAUGGUGUACCCAAGGCCGUGUAUACGGGCCCGUGUCAAUAAUAAUGAAAUGGUGUUAAUGGCUGUGUUAUACAAAGUUUUCACAGGACAGAGACUGAUCAAGUGACAUUGCUAAGUAACUUAUGGAAGGGAAUUCUUUAACUUGGCAUUCUUCAAUAUGUACUUGUUCCAAAAAGGAUUGUUCAGUUUUGCCCAGAUGCCGUACGUGUGAAUCCAGGACACAAGUGAUGUAGCAAACCUUACGGAGCCAAAAGGAGUAGAAAAGCAUAUUAAUGUCCAUCAACUUGUUGCUGUUAUGAUAUCUUUGUAGAGACUAGCAAUACAACCACCACACCGAAUAAAUCCAAUCAAAUACAUAUCAUCAUGUCCUUAAGACGUAGGAUCAUUUAUUUUACUGCUCUGCUGAGUUCUAUUUUCAUAUUCGUACAGGCAAUACUAUUUUAUAUCUCGAUAACUAAAAGUGAAAGUACAUCGGGCAUUAAACGCCAGCUCUUUGAACAACCGCAUGUUGCAAGUAACUUUCUAAAAAAUAGUAUAAAUAACAAAACAGCGCUAAAAGAACGCGAACGCAAAUUAACAAUUAACGGAAAGCCCAAAAAGUCAGUCGUUGGAAAGUACUCAAAAACACUACAGAAUUGGCCAGAUGUCAGUGACAUAGGAGGGGAUUCAAGGAUCCAGUAUCACAUCUCUGGUUCCGAGUUCCAUAAACGCUGGGAUGUCAACUGCACAAAGAUUAUAAAUGGUGAGCAGCCGUAUGUACACGACGUAUACGCCAUGUUAGAAGAUCACAGAGACAUUGAAAAGAACCUUCCAGUACCUGACGACAUCGAUGUAUUAAGUUGGAUGGCAGAUUGCGAUGAAUACAAAGCUAGACGAAAAUAUCCAACUAAGCCCUUUUCAAAGGAAGAAGGAGAUUUUCCAUUGGCGUAUAUAAUCGUAACUCACAAAGAGUCUGCACAGUUGGAGAGACUGCUGCGCGCCAUUUAUCAUCCACAGAAUGUUUAUUGCGUUCAUCCGGAUGCUAAGUCGCCACAUGCAUUCCAUAGUGUUGUACAUAAACUAUCUGAAUGUUUUGAUAACGUCUUCGUUGCUUCAAAACUUGAGAGUGUACAGUACGCCGGAUACACAAGAUUAUUGGCCGAUAUUAACUGUAUGGAUGAUCUUUUGCGCAGACCUGAACCAUGGAAAUAUGCAAUGAAUAUGUGCGCACAAGAUUUUCCACUGAAAACUAAUCUGGAAAUAGUUCAGCAACUCAAAAUGUAUAAAGGACAUAAUGAUAUUAACGGUAUAUUACCCCCACGGUACAUACAGAGCAGAACUCGAUUCAUAUACCGCACGACGCUAACGGGAAAGUUAACUUCAACGGCUAAAAGGAAAACAAAUCCUCCACAUGGCUUGACGAUAUACUUUGGAAAUGCGUAUUACGCCGCAACACGACGCUUUGUAAAUUACAUCAUCAAUGACCAGGUAGCCAUUGAUCUCCUGAGAUGGUCAAACGAUACAUAUAGCCCGGACGAACACUACUGGGUGACAUUGCAGAGGGAUAAAAGGACUCCUGGUGGGUAUCCUAACGCGACAUGGGAUGAGAAUGUACGAUUCAUGAAAUGGGGAGACAUACCAAAACACCCACCAUGCAAAGGAAAAUACGUACGCGGCUUGUGUGUCUUUGGAGUCGGUUACAUGGAAUAUCUGACUCGUCAACCUCAUCUGCUAGCCAAUAAGUUCUACUACAGUUUCGAUCCUAUAACCUUACAAUGUAUUGAGGAGCUACUUGAUUACAGGACUGCCUAUCCUGAAACUGUAAACAUCUUUCAGAAUUUUCCCAUUACGGAUAUGGUGUGGCAAAACCAUAUUGCAUUUUAACUCUUUAACCAGGAACAGAAAAUCUAGGCAAAUACAAAUGCUAUUUUAAACAGAAUGUAGAAUAUUACAUUUUAAUUUGUAAGAUAAACAAAUCUAUUACAAACGUUUGACACACAUACUAAAUGGAGAAAUAGGCAUAUUCUGGUAUCACUUGCAAAUGGAUUUUAAUUAUUUUCACAAUAUUUCGCUAUAUGGUCACUUCAAGUUUACAUAAUGACCCGAGGAAACCAUAGUAUAUGAAAAAUAAAUUUUAAUUGAUUUUUUAAA
Anneissia japonica is the source of this 2499-nucleotide messenger RNA. Its product is annotated as N-acetyllactosaminide beta-1,6-N-acetylglucosaminyl-transferase-like. Lineage: Eukaryota; Metazoa; Echinodermata; Crinoidea; Comatulida; Comatulidae. The record is from RefSeq and is a predicted model, not a curated record. Gene Ontology annotation, molecular function: acetylglucosaminyltransferase activity. Bases 733 to 2232 code for a protein of 499 amino acids. The transcript is spliced from 3 exons. Gene Ontology annotation, cellular component: membrane.